Athene cunicularia (burrowing owl) is the source of this 5305-nucleotide messenger RNA. It is a transcript of the gene PICK1, whose product is annotated as protein interacting with PRKCA 1. The coding region runs from base 137 to 1426 and encodes 429 amino acids. Gene Ontology annotation, cellular component: postsynaptic early endosome; synaptic vesicle; trans-Golgi network membrane. Gene Ontology annotation, biological process: intracellular protein transport; dendritic spine maintenance; positive regulation of receptor internalization. Lineage: Eukaryota; Metazoa; Chordata; Aves; Strigiformes; Strigidae. The record is from RefSeq and is a predicted model, not a curated record. The transcript has 13 exons. Gene Ontology annotation, molecular function: protein domain specific binding; protein kinase C binding; phospholipid binding.
CCAGCUUGCUCCGGACCCGAAGACUGGAGAGGAGACCCAGGCUAGGAGGAGCUGAGGCGGCAGCGGUGGCUGGGAUGGGGACAGCCACGGGGAUGGACGAGCGGGCGCCACCGCCUCUCUGCAAAAUCCCCUUCCCAUGGAGGGAGUUUGGAAUAAGCAGUUGCAGACUAAGAGGCUCCACUUAGCUAAAGCAAUGUUUGCAGAUUUGGACUAUGAUAUUGAGGAAGAUAAACUGGGGAUCCCCACUGUACCUGGGACAGUGACCCUGAAGAAGGACUCUCAGAAUCUGAUUGGGAUCAGCAUUGGGGGAGGAGCACAGUACUGCCCCUGUCUCUACAUUGUCCAGGUAUUUGAUAACACUCCAGCAGCCUUAGAUGGCACUGUAGCAGCUGGUGAUGAAAUCACAGGAGUGAAUGGGAAGUCUGUCAAAGGAAAGACCAAAGUGGAGGUGGCCAAGAUGAUACAGAUGGUAAAGGGAGAAGUGACGAUACACUACAACAAGCUUCAAGCUGACCCAAAGCAGGGCAAGUCUUUGGAUAUUGUAUUGAAGAAGGUAAAGCAUCGACUGGUAGAGAACAUGAGCUCAGGGACGGCAGAUGCCCUGGGGUUAAGCCGAGCCAUACUUUGCAAUGAUGGACUGGUGAAGAGAUUGGAGGAGCUAGAGAGGACUGCAGAGUUAUACAAAGGCUUGACAGAGCACACCAAGAGUCUUCUCAGAGCUUUCUUUGAGCUAUCCCAGACACACAGAGGUAAAGAGUCAUUUGGAGAUGUUUUCUCUGUCAUUGGUGUACGGGAGCCUCAACCAGCUGCCAGUGAAGCCUUUGUGAAAUUUGCUGAUGCCCAUCGCAACAUUGAGAAGUUUGGGAUUCACCUUCUGAAAACAAUUAAGCCGAUGCUUACUGACUUGAAUACAUAUUUGAAUAAAGCCAUUCCUGACACAAGGCUGACUAUCAAAAAGUACCUGGAUGUCAAGUUUGAAUAUUUGUCUUACUGCCUGAAAGUCAAAGAGAUGGAUGAUGAAGAGUACAGCUGCAUUGCUCUGGGGGAACCCCUCUACCGGGUCAGCACUGGGAACUAUGAAUACCGCCUUAUCCUGCGUUGCCGGCAGGAGGCUCGCACACGCUUUGCCAAGAUGAGAAAGGACGUGCUAGAGAAAAUAGAGCUCCUGGACCAGAAACACGUGCAAGACAUCGUGUUCCAGCUCCAGCGUUUUGUCUCCACAAUGUCUAAGUACUACGACGACUGCUAUGCCGUGCUUCGAGAUGCGGAUGUCUUUCCCAUUGAGGUGGACCUUGCCCGCACUACUCUUAACUAUGGGCAGAAGGACAUGUACACGGAUGGGGCAGAAGAAGAAGGAGGAAGCGAGAAGAGAGAGGGUAGUGGGAAGGAAGACGUGAAUGGUGAAAAGCUCAUCGAUGAUGCCUGAGUGCGCCAGCGUGGCCAGAGGAAAGACUUUACAGACUAUUAUAAAAACAUGUAUUUUACAUGGCAAUUCAUCCUCUGUGACUUUCUGUGUAUGUCCAGCCUGGGACUCCUGCUCUGCUUUGGGUGGGGGUGGCUGAUUGGAUUGGGACUAACCUCUGCUUUUCUCUCUUUUCCCUUGCUUGUUUGCCUGGAUAUUUCUUUCCACCCCCCACCCCUGAGACUUCUUCCUGCCCAGCUCAGGUACUGAGGUGUGGGGAGGAAGAUCCCCUAGCACACCACCAUGCGACUCUGUGUGCAGACAGGACACUGCUGAGCGUGCCAGCCACACCACUCCCCUCUGGCACAUGAAAGCCAGUUACACAUCUGGAGAUAAUUGCAAAUGGCGAGGACAGCCCCCUCUGUCCUCCCCUGGCAUUAUGGGAAGGUGUUAGCACCAGCAUUGUUUACUUCACCCCACUGCUUGCUGUCUUCAAGCUUCCCAUUCUCUGGCCUGUUGUAAACUUCCUCUCUCUUUCAUCUGUCCUCAUGGACUGCGUGACUGAUUUUGUAGGAUGAUCACUGCCGCCACUCCCAGCUCUCUGCCCCACUGUUUUUAAGAAAUAGGAGCAAGUCCAAAUGGAUACCUAGAACCAGUGGUGGUACAUCUCAUCGGAUCACUCCCCGCCAAGGGGCUGGGGGAAGCUCUCAUACGCUGCGCUGCUGCAACCCUGCUGCAAAGACGUAGAAGUCUCUUCCCCUAGCUACCAUGCCUCUCAUCAUCCCUGAGCUCCUGUGCAGCUGGUGCCAUGUGCAUGCCCCAUAGCUACACACCAGGGCUAGAAUCCUGCAGGAUGUGGCUCUGCCCUUCCCUGUGGGAAGGAGGGACCUAGUUCAGGAAGGAGCCCCCCCCUACUCGGCUGACAUGCUGAGGGGUGAGCAUGCUUGUCUGAGGCAGGUGGGUUCCUGGGAGUAACAGCAAAGUUGCACACAUCCCCUUUCCAUCGUUCUCUGUUACAGCUCUUUGCAAUGGACAAUAACCAAACAUGCUUCUAGAGGAUGUGCAGCUAGUCCUGCACAUGCUUUCAUUGUGCAGCUGCCAGGAGGAGCCACCUUAGAACUGCAAAGGAGACAUCCCAUCCUUAUACUAAAGACGAGAGACAGGAAGCCUUAUGGAGAGAACAAGACAUGGCCUGUAGGCAGAGGCUUUGAGAUUUUUUUAGUGCAGAGUGUGACUAGCAUACCAUCUCCUGCUCUCCUCUCUGCACGGCCAUUUCAUGCUGCCUCAGCCAGUCAGAAGCAGUACCUAAUGUCCUGUUACCCAGCACAAGGGAAGGGGGGAAAGAAAAACCAAGGUAAGUGAGGCUGUUUCUUUCCUCCUUCCUUUUCUCCUCCCUCGAUCCCUGUGGGCUGAUCCCAGCUGCAGAUGGCACUUUCUAUUUUAGCAGGCACCACAACUGCUAGGAGUGGUGUGCUGCUUGGAGGCAAGGGUUUUGACUUCUCUGUCAUUACAUUCUAGUGGUAGUGAGAGAGGUUAUUUAAGGGCAUUAAUUUAUGAUUAAGAUAUUUGUUUUUUCUCUUUGAUUUGGUUUUGGAGCUUUGUCAUCUCUGUGGGUGCCUGGAAGCAAGCCAUCCAUGGUCAAGCUGCUCUCAAAGAUUUAAAUGGACUUUGAUGUACUGACUGUUGUCUCUAAUAAAGAAAAAUGUGACAUUCUGCUUCCUGUCCUUCAUGGUUUUCUUUAGUAAGAUUUUUGCUCAUCCUUCUUUGGUUUUAAUCUUAAAAUACAAUGAUGGGAAUGAGGAGUGUCAUGUUCUGGCCAUUAUUUUCUUGUUCAUGCUGGUGGAUAAGCUCUAUGCCAAGAGGCAGUGGUUACUGGACCACAGGUUUCCAGAGAGGCUUAUAAAUGCUGUAGCAAGGCUCGUCUUCCAUGUAGUACCAGCUUCUCUGCAUCUUGGCUUCCCAGAGGAAUGCCAGCCUUGCAAAGCCACCUGUUGCCUUAGUCCUGCCUGGUGCUAUCCUUGCACCCCUCCAGGACCAGCUUCUCCACACAGCUCAGCUGUUGUAUCACAAACUUGAGCUGAUGCUUAAGUCCCUGAUCUGCUUUCAGAGCUGUUUGUUGCUAAAAUAUGAAGUGGUUAAGAGGAACAGAGAAAAUGCUUCAGUGGAGCCUGCCUGAAAGCAAUGCCAAGUGGAAAGCAGUGUAGCCAGGUUUUUUGCAGCCUGACUGCUGGAGGGGAGGGAAGAGAUCUGUAGCAAGAGAUUGUCCCUUAAGGGCAAUUGCCUUUUGUGAAAAGAUUUAAGAGCAGGAAUCUUAGUGGGAAAUGUUGACUGGUAACAAGAAAACAGAGGGGACCUUGUUCCAGUGACCUGCCUGGUGCUGAGAGGGGCAGUUGUUUUCAGGCUGUGGACCUCGGACCUCUGGGAAGUUGUGAGCUGCUUCUUGGAGGGGCCAUUGGUGAACAAGGAAGACCCGGCCUGGGUGACAGGGGUGGCUGGGGAAAGAGCUGUAGAGCAACUUGGUGGAAUAGAGCAGAAACAGUGAUCUUACCUUCUGGGGAGGGGAGAACAAGCUUGCAGAGCAGUGAAUGAAUGCUUACAGGGCUCCGUCACCCUUGCUGCUGCUCAGUCUCAUUCUUGCUCAUUCUCCCAGAGCUUUGCAGCUGUGGGGUUGUCGUGGUGCUUAGUCAGAUUUGGGAUGUUUCUAAGGGGGUUUGAAUAGGAAAAAGUCCAAAGUCACUGCUGUGACUGACACAAUCAGAGCUAACACUGGUGGGGGUGGUAGCCAUGGUGGGACAGGGCACAGCCCCAUGGUGAUUAUCUUCACUUUCCAAUUCUUAUGUCUCUUCUUAAACUGACAUUCUUCAGUAGCUUUAUUUUGCUUGUCAUUUACUGCUCUUUGCUUGGGAGUAUCUAGAAUGAAACCCUUUCCUUCAUGUCCCCACUUCCCCUCUGGGUUUCAAUGGCUUUAUGGGUCCUGCAGGCUUUGCCCAUUACCCAUUUAUUUGUAGUCAGUCUGGUCUGGAAUGAAACACCCAUCUUGAUGGUCCCAUGAGCUGUUUCCCUGUAGCCCUCUGCUUAGUUUUUGAUCCCUCUCUAUAGUCACAGGUUCCCCCAGGGCCUCUGAGGUGAAGCAGUUCAGGAAACCGGAAGAAAGGGCUUUGGCCAGGGAUGUUUAUAAAAGAUCCAGUCCUAAAGCAGAUUAGGAGUGGUUUAAACAUGCCAGGGAAGGUUGUCCUCUCUGAAUCUAGAAAUCCACCACUGCAAGCAGGGGUGAGGGGGUCAUGCCUGCCUUACCACGUGCUCCAACACCCUCGUUAUCCUUAGUGGCACACAGGCUUGUCCUUUCUGCCUUACCUUUGAUUCCUUUAUGUAAGGGGGUGUUCUCUAUUUAAAAGAAAAACACACGCGCAUCUGGUGCCAUUCCUGCUGAGUGGGUAAUCGCUUUGGACACUGUGCCAUUAUUUACCUGCCCUGAAACCUCCACCCUCACAGGGACCAAGUUGUUCCCUUCACAUGUCAACAGGACUCACUUCAGCCCAGAUAAAGCCGGCUCGCUUCUAUUCCUGUCAGUGAGGCUCUGUCUCAUGGCUGCUCACCCAAUGGCAUUAGUCUUUCAACUCAGCACUUACCUACUUGGAAAAGCAGCAUCAUGUGUCACUGCUGCAGCUUUACCACCUGCAAAAGAUGCUCCAGAGGUGGUUGGAGCCAGUGUCCCACCAGUCUGGCAGUGCCCAAGGAAGGUAUUGCAGGAAACGUGGUGUCUACCCCCAUGCUGGCUGCAGCUGGAGGUGGCCCAGAUGACAGCUAUGAAUUACACCACCUCCUAAACCUACCGCCAGCUUGGCUGGUGCUAUCCUGACCGUGGAAGUGGGGCGGAAGAAACACUGACAUCAUACCAAAGCA